AUGGAUCCUUUAAAGUACAUCUUUCAGAAACCAAUGCCAACUGACAGACUCGCGAAAUGGCAAAUUUUGCUCACUGAAUUCGACAUUAUGUAUGUCACUCGCACUGCAAUGAAAGCCCAAGCUUUGGCAGACCACUUGGCAGAGAACCCAGUCGAAGGUGAUUACGAACCAUUGGAUACAUAUUUUCCAGAUGAAGAGAUUAACUCAAUUGAGGAUGUAGGUUCAAAUGAAAAUCAAGCCUGGCAAUUAUACUUUGAUGGAGCAACCAAUACAAAAGGCACAGGGAUUGGGGCAAUUUUAAUAUCGCCCACAGGGAAACAUUACCCUGCAACAGGUCGACUUCGCUUCUUUUGUACAAAUAACACCACUGAGUAUGAAGCUUGCAUCAUGGGUCUAAAUAUGGCAAUAGAUUUGGGUGUGCAAGAAUUAAUUGUGUUGGGAGAUUCUAAUUUACUUAUCCGACAAGCUCAAGGCGAAUGGAAAACUCGAGACCUCAAGCUCCUUCCAUAUAGACAAUGUGUGGAAGAUCUUAGCAAAAGGUUCAGAUACAUCGAGUUUAGAUACAUUCCCAGGUUUCAUAAUGAUUUGUCCGAUGCCUUGGCUACUUUGGCCUCAAUGCUUCCCUAUCCUGGAAACACUUACAUCACCCCAUUAGAGAUUCAAGUUCGGGACCAACAUGGCUAUUGUAAUACAGUGGAAGCAGAACCUGAUGGUGAGCCAUGGUACUCAGACAUCAAGAAUUUUUUGAAGACAGGGAGAUGCCCCGAACAUGCCAACAAAAGCCCAAAAAGAACUAUUAGACGUCUGGCUAAUGGUUUCUUUUUGGGCGGGGAUGUUUUGUAUAAACGAACUCCGGAUUUGAAUUUAUUGAGAUGUUUGGAUGCUGAAGAAGCCAAGAAAAUUAUGAAUGAAGUGCACGCUAAGGUAUGUGGACCACACAUGAACGGAUAUGUCCUUGCAAAAAAGAUACUCCGGGCGGGGUAUUAUUGGCUUACCAUGGAAGAGAUUGCUUUCACUUUGUGA
Molecule: messenger RNA, 1023 nt
Organism: Solanum pennellii
Lineage: Eukaryota; Viridiplantae; Streptophyta; Magnoliopsida; Solanales; Solanaceae
Exons: 1
Coding region: 1-1023 (340 amino acids)
Molecular function (GO): RNA-DNA hybrid ribonuclease activity; nucleic acid binding
Source: RefSeq, a predicted model, not a curated record